GUGUGUUUGAAACACGCCUAGUCUGUCGAAAAAGAAAAAUGCGCAUAUUGCCAUCUCGUUUGUGUGCGAUCCUUUUGGAAUAGAUAUCCACGCGUAAAUAACCAUUUAUUCGUUGAACAAUAAACACUUGAUUCAAAAUAAGCAUUUUUAAUUUGAUUUGAUUCCGUUUUAGCGAAGCAAGGCCUCAGGUUGUUUAUCUGGUCUUUACUUUAGGACGGCGAGGAUAACCAGCCUGCCGCUCUCCUUCCACACUGAGCCCAAGCCUAUACUGACUGGGUCCUGAUUGUGACAAAUAAGUUCCCUGGGCACCGCAGGAGAGAUGGCAUCAGUGAAAGAAAGCAGUCAAACUCUCCGGCUGAAUAUCAUCACAAAAGAUAUAGAAGAGGAAGUGAAGAUUUGGGAAUGCGAUGAUUACGCAGAAGAGAGUCCAGAGAUGGCGUCAGUGAAGUUGGCAGACAGCAGUCAAACACUUGGGCUGAAUGUCACCUUUAAAGAAGAGGAGAAGGAUGACUUUGGGGAAUCUGAUCAUGGAGAGACCCCUAACUCCUCUGACAAAGUUGAGACAUUUCCUGCUUCAGUCAAGCAUCGUCGGAAAGUGAGCAAAGUGAAGAGGUCUCACCACUGUCCCCACUGUGAGAAGAUUUUCCCGUUCCUUUCAUAUCUUGAAAGACACGUGCGAAAACAUUCUGGAGAGAAGCCUUACUCUUGCUCUGACUGUGGGAUGAGUUUCUCCCAACUGAGUGGCUUGAAUGUGCACCAGCGAACACACACUGGAGAGAAGCCUCACCACUGUCCUCACUGUGAGGAGAGUUUCCCAUUCCCAUCAUAUCUUGAAAGACAUCUGCGUAAACAUUCUGGAGAGAAGCCUUAUUCCUGCUCUGUCUGUGGGAUGAGUUUCUCUCAACGCAGUGGCUUGAAUGUGCACCAGCGAUCACACACUGGAGAGAAGCCUCACCACUGUCCUCACUGCGAGGAGAGUUUCCCAUUCCCAUCGUAUCUUGAAAGACAUCUGCGUAAACAUUCUGGAGAGAAGCCUUAUUCCUGCUCUGACUGUGGGAUGAGUUUCUCUCAACUGAGUGGCUUGAAUGUGCACCAGCGAACACACACUGGAGAGAAGCCUCACCACUGUCCUCAGUGUAAGGAGAGUUUCCCAUUCCCAUCAUAUCUUGAAAGACACAUGCGAAAACAUUCUGGAGAGAAACCGUACUCCUGCUCGGUCUGUGGGAUGAGUUUCUCGCAACUGAGUGGCUUGAACGUGCACCAGCGAACACACACUGGUGAAAAGCCUCACCACUGUCCUCACUGUGAGAAGAGUUUCCCAUUCCCAUCAUAUCUUGAAAUACACCUGCGGAAACAUUCUGGAGAGAAACCGUACUCCUGCUCUGACUGUGGGAAAUGCUUCACAACAUCAAGUCAUCUAACCUCUCAUCGGAUAACUCACACAGGGGAGAAGCCUUACUCCUGCUCUGACUGUGGGAAGAGUUUCCCAUUCCCAUCAUAUCUUGAAAGACACCUGCGGAAACAUUCUGGAGAGAAGCCUUACUGCUGCUCUGACUGCGGGAAAUGCUUCACCACAUCAAGCAAUCUAACACUUCAUCAGAGUGCACACAGGGGAGAAGCCUUACUAAUGAUCUGACGGGUGUGGAAGAAUCUCAUCUGGACAGCCUGAACCUUCGCAAGUAAAACACACAGGAGAAAAACCUCACUCCUGCUUUAACCGUGGGGGAGGAUUUCACCUCACCAAGUCAUCUAACCGUUCAUAAGAGAGUGCACACAGGAAAAAAAGCCUUAUCAAUGUUCUGAAUGUGGGAAGCUUCAAACACCACCAGCGAAUGAGUACAGGAGAGAAGUCGUAGUACUCUUGUCCCGACUGUGAGAAGUGCUUCACCUCAUUGAACACUUAACUGAUUCAUCAUAGCACUAUAUCUGCUACGUCUUUGCUGAUCAAUUACAUUGUGCUGCCCUUUUUAUAGACCUGUGGAAGUCUUUCGAUUGUGUUGACAAGUUUCCUUUAGUACUAAAGAUGCCCCCCCGAGGGUCGAUUUUGGGCCCUGUACUUUUUACUAUCUAUAUAAACACUAUUGGUUUGUAAGAAAUUGUAACCUCCACUUGUAUGUGGACGAUACUGUAGUGUAUUCUGUUCACAAGGCUCAUCCAGAACUACAAUCUGCCUUAUGUUUUGCAGAAAGCCUUUGCUGAACUGAAGUUGGUACUUAAUGCAGGUAACCAGGUGUAUGUUAUUUUCAAAAACACUUAAAUGUAUUUGAUGUUUUAUCCAUAUAUAUAUAUUCAUUGGAUGGUGAGAUUGAUAGUGUCCCUGUUUAUUAUAAUAAUACAUGGGACUUAUUAUAAAUGUCGCUUUUACCAUUGUGGAAACUAAACAGAAAACAAGACAAAUGAAACUAAGGGGGAGGGGCUUAAAGGGAAACGAGUGUGAUGUCAGUGUGGGGGAGGAGUUCUGCAGAGUUCUGAACCGUUUGGAGCAUAUGGAGGGAGCUUGCGUUGAUGCCUGGAGACUAGUGAGUUGCAGUAGUCGAGACGGGAGAUGAUAAAUGCAUGGAUCCGGGUUUCAGCGACAGACGUAGUGGUGGAAAGAGGGUUCAGUCCAGGAUAACACCUGGGUUGAGGCAGAGACAAUGGUAUCAUCAAUGGUUAGGAGAUUGUUAACAUUUGUGUAAAAUGACAUAAGUAUUGAUACAUAUUUGAAUUCAAUCUAUUAAAGAUAUGGAACUGUU
This is a messenger RNA of Oncorhynchus gorbuscha (pink salmon), 2735 nucleotides long. RefSeq names its product oocyte zinc finger protein XlCOF6.1-like. Lineage: Eukaryota; Metazoa; Chordata; Actinopteri; Salmoniformes; Salmonidae. Bases 320 to 1636 code for a protein of 438 amino acids. Gene Ontology annotation, molecular function: DNA-binding transcription factor activity; RNA polymerase II cis-regulatory region sequence-specific DNA binding. Gene Ontology annotation, biological process: regulation of transcription by RNA polymerase II. The record is from RefSeq and is a predicted model, not a curated record. The transcript is spliced from 4 exons.